Molecule: messenger RNA, 1777 nt
Organism: Anneissia japonica
Lineage: Eukaryota; Metazoa; Echinodermata; Crinoidea; Comatulida; Comatulidae
Product: low-density lipoprotein receptor-related protein 6-like
Exons: 12
Coding region: 239-1777 (512 amino acids)
Source: RefSeq, a predicted model, not a curated record
UGGGCGAGCUUACUAAUAUGUAGAAAAUACAUAUACAUUUUUUUCUCCCCGACGAUUUGUGGUUUUUUCUUCCCGACAGAGGGGGAGUGGUGGGAGAAGCUCUCCCAGACGGGACCAGAGGCUCCCACUUGCGACACCCCUGAUUAGAAGUUUAGCAGUCGAUUGGCUGGCUAAAAAUAUUUAUUGGACUGACUACGAAUUUAACCACAUUGUAGUUUGCACGUAUGACUCACGCUCUAUGCGAGAAUUGUUUAAUACUGACGUCAUCAAACCAAGAAGUAUUGCAAUUGAUCCUUUUGAAAAACUACUGUUUUGGAGUGAGUUAGGCCCACCUGGCCAGAUAGAAUCUUCAAACUUAGACGGAAGCAAUAGAAACGUAAUAAAUGAUGUUGCUGACCAACCUAGCGGCCUAGCUGUCGACCUUAACGAACAGAGAGUUUAUUUCGCUGAUAGAAACGAUGGUAGAAUACAUUAUAUGAAUUACGAUGGUUCCAAACUGAACACAUUUUACACACAUCCGGAAAACAGCUAUUUGAACUUUUUUGAUAUUACGUUAUAUCAGGAUUUCAUUUUUUGGACAGAGUCGACAGACGGAGAUCGUAACGGAAUAUAUGUUGUGUCUAAUGAAAAUGGAAAUGAAAUUCUUGGGAAUCUCCCAGAGAGCUCCACUAUUUAUUCUAUUGAAACCUACGAUGAAUCCGUCCAACCUUCGAAUGACAGUGUAUGUAAUCAAGAGGGAAACAAUGGAUGUUCUCGUCUAUGUUUGACGUCAUUACUAAACGAAACUUCUUGCGCCUGUUCAGAUGGCUUCGUAAUUGAUGACAGUGAUUACACCCAAUGCAAACCUGAAUCAUCGAUACUGCAGGAUGACUUCUAUUUGAUUGCUGACCAGGAGAAACAUAGUAUAUUUCAAAUGAAUGCAAAAGAACCGUUUAAAUACAUCGGUUUGAACAUCGGAAUCGUUGGGGAUCCUGUAGAUAUUACAUAUGAUCCAAUCGAGAGAAGAUUGUAUUGGGUUGACGCAGAGUUCCCUGCCAUUCGCCGAUCCUCAUUAGAUGGCACUAACGUCGAAAGUGUCAUCAAAGACGAGAACAUUGUCUCGCCAAUGGGUGUUGCUGUAGACUACGUCAUACGCCUGAUGUUUUGGACAGAUUCUGCGCUAAGAAAGAUUGAAGUAUCGUAUCUAGAUGGCACUGUCAGAUAUUCUUUAAUUACUACAGGAAGUGAAGAGCCACGUGAUAUAGUAGUUGACCCCAUUGGAAGCCGGAUAUUUUGGUCAGUGCAUGGGAACAAUCCGGCAAUAAGAACGGCUUAUAUGGAUGGUGGUAGUGAACGAAAAUUACCAAUAUCUGAAUUGGUUAGUAAACCUUCAGGGCUUGUUAUAAAUUUUAAAGAGGGUAGAUUAUACUGGUGUGAUGAGACUAAUGGGGUAAUCGAGAGUAUUAAUCUUGAUGGAACUGAUUCCAAAAUGUACAUUGAACUUCCACCACCUUCGCAACCAAGAAGUGCAACAUUAAGGUUUGAUGACGUUGUGUGGAGUGACAAUAUGGAAACUUCAUUAAGACACGUAGAUAGCGAAAGUGGAGAGGCAAGCAGUAUUGAUGACAAUCACUUUGGGAAAAUGUCUUCCAUCCAUCAUCAUGCAUCAAUAUCAAGUUUACAAGUAACUGACGUUGACAGCAAUGAGUGUCUUGAUGACAAUGGAGGUUGUAGUCAUAUUUGCCUUCCUGGUCAGGUAGUAGGACAGGUGGUGUGUACAUAUGGAUACUACACAUGA